This is a messenger RNA of Labrus bergylta (ballan wrasse), 10487 nucleotides long. Lineage: Eukaryota; Metazoa; Chordata; Actinopteri; Labriformes; Labridae. The record is from RefSeq and is a predicted model, not a curated record.
AUGCAGGGGGAGGGGAUAUUUGGUGAGGACUACCAGGUGUUCAUAUCUGAUGGGACAGCACUCAGCCAGGUGUUGGUGCUGGGACACAGAGAUCCAGCUGCAGAAGCCCACGGCAGGGCCUGUUUUCCUAAGCAAGAUCCCGAGCGGGGUGGCAGUCACAUGAUCUCGACUGAUGACUUGGAGUAUCCACGGGAAUAUCGGACACUUGGGAACACCGCUCGUCGCUUCUCCAAUGUCGGCCUGGUGCACACGUCAGAGCACCGCCAUGGCGUCAGCGCUGCACAGAGCCUGGAGGCCCUGACAAACCUGCACAAGGCUGACAUGGAACGCAAGAGGGAUGCCUUCAUGGAUCACCUGAAGAGCAAGUACCAGCAGCAGCAGCAGCUGCAGCAUCCGCACCACAGCCCACACCACAACCCCCCUUCACCCUCUCCCUCCCACGCCAGCAUGAGGGGUUCAUCAGAUCGAGCUGCACGGGAACAGGUACGCAAUGAGCAACAGCCAAACUACUGGAGCUUUAAGAGCCGCAGUCCACGGCAUUCCCAGUCUACCCAGUCUGGGCUUGCGGACCAGGCCGCCAAGCUCUCCUUCGCCUCCGCUGAAUCCCUGGAGACCAUGUCGGAAGCCGACAUCCCCAUUGGAUUCAACCGGAUGAACCGAUUUCGCCAGAGCCUGCCACUGUCCCGCUCCGCCAGCCAGAAUAAGCUACGAUCUCCAGAUGAAUUUUCAGGUGUGCUGUUCCUCCAGUAUGGAGAUGAGACACGUCGAGUGCACAUCACCCACGAGCUGAGCAGCCUGGACACGCUGCACGCUCUCAUCGUGCACAUGUUCCCUCAGAAGCUAACAGCAGGUAUGCUGAAGUCGCCCAACACGGCCAUUUUAAUCAAAGAUGAGGCGCGCAACGUUUUCUACGAGCUCGAGGACGUCCGGGACAUCCAGGACCGAAGCAUCAUCAAGAUAUACCGCAAAGAGCCGAUCUACGCUUCCUACCCUGCUGCUCCACACCUGGCUAAUGGAGACCUGAGGAGGGAUAUGGUGUACUCCUCCCGUGACUCCUCCCCUACUCGCCGCCUCAACACUCUCCCGUCCUCGUCAGGCUCAGCAUCCUCUGGCUCCCCGUCCCGCUCACGUCUCUCCUACAGCGGGGGCCGUCCUCCAUCCUUGGCCGGGUCUCACUCUCAGCAUGAACAGCAGCGACAUCCCCAUCAUCCCUCAGCUGGACAUAGUGCCAACGUUGGCCUGUCUCCCUCACCCAGCGCCAUCCUAGAGCGCCGCGAUGUCAAGCCUGAUGAAGAAGUUUCUGCAAAAAACAUGGCCCUGAUGAAGAACGAGGGACUGUAUGCUGAUCCCUACAGCCUGAUGCACGAGGGCCGCCUCAGCAUCGCCUCUACCCAGUCGCUAGCCGCACUUGGAGACCCUUUUAGCUUCCCUGUUUCCAGCGGCCUGUACCGCCGUGGCUCUGUGCGCUCACUGAGCACCUACUCGGCUGCAGCUCUUCAAGGGGACCUGGAGGACUCCCUCUACAAACCUGGAGGCUCGCUUUACUCCGACACGUACUCCUCAGCCACACUGGGCAUGGGUUUCCGCAUGCCUCCCUCAUCCCCGCAGAAAAUCCCUGACAUGCAGCUGAGGGACAGGGACUCAUACUCCAGCUCACCUAGCAGAGCUUCACCUGUCAGGCAGUCCUUCCGCAAGGACUCCGCCUCCUCCUCCGUGUUUGUGGAGAGCCCAAAGUCAAGGCCCAGCUCUGGUUCCGAACCUCUAUGUCUUACAGCCGGACCUGGGGAGGGUGGAAGGGCUACGCCUGGCUUUGGCUCCUCGAUGUCUGGACAAGACUCUGACAGCAGCAGGGAUCAACGUCUGGAGCGUAUGGAGGCAAUGGAGAAGCAGAUAGCCAGCCUUACUGGUCUCGUCCAGAGUGUGCUGACCAGGGCACCAGACAGUGACAGCACAUGCGGCCUGCUGCGUCUCUGCAUGAUGGCCGGCUGCCCACCGGACCAAGGGACGGAGUUCUCACGGCCAUUACCUUUCUCUUCCAGCGAGAAGACCGAAACCAACAGCGACGGCUCGGCCACUGGACCUGGACGGCUGAAGAAGAAAGCUCAUACACCAUCAGCUCCGCUAGCACUGAUGCCACCGCCACCUACUAACAGCGUCAGCCGCUUUCAGAUGCAACUCCACCUGCAAGGCCUGCAGCAAAACGCCACUGAUCUGCGCAAACAGCUCACGCAGCUAAGGAAGACACAGCUGGAGAACCAGGAUUCAGUUCGAACUCUGCUGAAACGGACAGAGGCAGAGCUGAACGUGCGCGUGGCUGACGCCCUGAGGAAGCAGGAGGAUCCUCUGCAGAGACAGCGCCUCCUGGUGGAGGAGGAGAGACUCAAGUAUCUGAACGAGGAGGAGCUCAUCAUCCAGCAGCUCCACGACCUGGAGAAGUCGGUGGAGGAGAUCCAGAAGGAGUCGUCUGUCAACCACAAGCUGGUGACGGUGCAAGAGCUGGAGGAGAAGUCGGCUCUUCUCAGAAAGCUGGGAGAAACACUCACAGAGCUGAAAAAUCAGUUCCCAGGCCUGCAGAGUAAGAUGCGGGUGGUGCUCAGAGUGGAGGUGGAGGCCGUCAAAUUCCUGAAAGAAGAGCCACACAGGCUCGAUGCCCUUUUGAAACGAUGCAAGACUAUAACGGACACCCUGGCCACCAUGCGCAAACAAGCAAACGAGGGGGUGUGGAAGAAGCAGGAGGACUUUUCUAAUCCUUCAUCAAAGCACAACGAUGACUUGCGAAAGUUUUCAGACUUUGACAUCCCCACCAGCUCUCCGCUCACCAUCAAUGACCUUGGAGGCAACAGCCUGUCCAACUGGAGCCCCCACUCAAGCCUCAGCCGUGGCCAUGGGAACCCGUCUGGCCCUCACAAGGACAAUCAUCCUCCUGUUCCUCACAAGGGCAAAGCCCUGGAGGAGCUGGAACGCCGCGCUGCUGCUGACAAAGCUUUAUCCGUGGAAGUCCGACUGGCAGCUGAGCGGGACUGGGAAGAGAAGCGUGCCAGUCUGACCCAGUACAGUGCCCAAGACAUCAACCGGUUGCUGGAGGAGACUCAGGCUGAGCUAAUGAAAGCUAUUCCAGACUUAGAGUUUGCUGCCAAGCAGAUCAAGCCUUCCUCCAACACGCCAACCUCCCAGAACCCCCAGUCUGGGGCAGGAACCCCAGAGCACCGCGUCAGCAAGCCCCAGCACAAGCUUUCUGGGAAAGAGGGACUAUACAGGCGUGGCUCUGACGAGCUGACAGUACCACGGUAUCGCACAGAGAAACCCUCCAAGUCGCCUCCCCCUCCACCACCUAGACGCAGUUUCCCCUCCUCUCCAGGCGUUACCAGCCGCAGUGGAGAGACCCUCAUUCCUGGCAAAAGUAUAAAAAAGUCUGAAUCUGAAGAGAAUGAAAUCCAGAAGCCUCAUGUGAAAUUGAGGAGGGCUGUUUCUGAGAACCCUCGUCCUGCAUCUACACCCCCCACACUCGCCUCUGGGGACAAGGAGGAUCGUGAGGAGGAUAAGAUUGCUGCUGAAUUGGAGGAAAGGCGCUUGUCUCCUGUCCCCUUCAUCGUGCUGACAGAGUGUUUGCCUGCGUCUCCCGCUGCCUCAGAGGAGCCUGUCAGAGAUGAAGCAAAUGACCUUGUACGCGAGAGUCCAUCACAAGAUCUAACUGGUCCUUACACCAUCUACCAGACUCAAAUAACAAAAGAAAGGGAUUCAUUUGUAAGCUCUCAUCGAGCGGAGCGAGAGCAGUGUCGUGUUCAAGAGGAUAAGGACUUAAAACGGGAAGUUUCUCUGCUGUUGACCGAGCUGCAGGUGAGGGUGGUGUCUCCCUCAGAGGUCCAGGAGCUCUGCAGGACUACAGGUGAAACUCUGCAGACUCUGACAAUCUCCCCACAGACGAGAGAAGUCUCUGAGGUUCAGCUGAGUGUCCGGCCUCUCCUUGUGCUUCUCACAGAGGGAAAAACCGUCAGGGAGGCCUACAGGCUGCUGUAUUCUCUUUUAGAGUCAUCUAAGCCGGUGCCCAAACCCAGAAUAAAAUCCUCCCUCCACUCAAGCCAGCAGAGCUCCAUGAUGCAGGCUCUGAAGAGAGGGAUAGAGACUGGGGAAAGGGUGCUUACAAUUCAGCACACCACUGAAACUAAGGGAACUCCUGGAGUCCAGCUAAAGUCAUUGAACACUAGUCUUAAAACCACUCGAUCAGACAGCUCUGCGGACACUCCGUCCAACCAGAGCCAGAGGAAAACAAGAGAAGAUGUCCAAAGCAGCACCUACAGGAGGCUGGACAGCUUGGAGGAGACUAUUCGUGAGCUGGAGAACACUUUGAUUGAGAUAGGUGGCCACCCGACACCAGAGCAACUCUACACGGAGACAACCACCCGAAGCACCCAUAUACAGAUGACAGACGGUGUGACCUCAGGGACCAGGAGGCCACCUGUCCCACGCAAGCCGUCCUCCCUGAGCCCAGCAUCAAUCCAGGGAGGGAACAGUUCUGGAAGUGGGGAUGUUCAACUCUCCUCUGCUGCCUCCAAACUGAAGCACCUGCAGCAGAACAGCACAGAUAAGACCAAAAGCAGCAAACGAGACGACUUCAUGAAGAUCCAGGGCCAGCAGCAGCAGUGAGCGACCUGUGCGUGUCCAGCCUCUUCAGCUUCCUCCUCCUCCUCCUCCUCCUCCUCCUGUUAACCCAAAUGGAGAGCUACACACAUCCAUCUGCCCCUUUUACUUUGCCCCUCCAAAAUCUACACUGAACCCCAGUCUGUGUGUGUUAGUGGAAGAGUGUGAGCUUGUGUGUGUGUGUGUGUGUGUGUGUGUGUGUGUGUGUGUGUGUGUGUGUGUGUGUGUGCAAGCAUGCAUGCACGGGCAUGUUUGACUGUAAUGGGAAGGGAAGGAGCUGCAGGGGACAGUGCCCAGUCAAUUUUCAGACUUUAACUCUCAUGAUUUCCCCUUUGAUCCCUGAAACCUCCCCUCCCCUUCCCUGUUUCUUUUGGCCCUGCUCUCCCUGAAGGCCUUGGGGACCAACAGCACCCGCGGCAGUAUGGAGCCAUACCUCUCUGGUAUCAAAACGGGCAUUUUCUCAGGCCGAGUGCCCUCUCCUGCAGCAGGGUUUGCCCCUGGCCUGAGGAAAUACCCCCAGGAUGGGUCAUUUCCCUCCUUGACGGCCUCCCCUAUCCAAGCGAAGGCCCUGCUGGCGAGCCUGUCAGCUGCCGGCCUGAGCGCUGAAGCCCUGCUCCUCUCCUCCGCCAUCCGUCAUCACCGCCUUCUACGAGAGCAGCGAGCCUCCUCUUUGACCUUGCAAAGUAGCCAGUCCUCCUCCCCAACUCCCCCUGCUACUCCCUCCCCCUCGUCCUCUUCCCCAACCACUCCGACUCCCUCCCUCUCUCCCUCCUCUCCCACCCCUUUGAGUCCCCUCAGCCUCUCUUCUGGGCUUCUAAAGCGCAGCGGUUAUAGCCUCGACAACUGCAAGGAAGGCGGCAGUGAGCCUGUGAAGAAGGAUCUCACCCCUGGAAACUCUCCGUGAUAAGGAUGAUGAGGAUAUAAGAGGAUUCAAGCACCAUCACAUCAUGACCAUGAAGAUAAAAUUAUUAUAGAAAAUUCCAUCAUUUUCUCUUUUUGGAGUCUUGUUUUGCUUCAGGAGUAUUUCACUCUUCUUUCUCUCUACUUCUGGCCUCGUUUUCAGUUUGCAGUCUUCAUAUUUCAAUUGAAAGAACUACUGGACUGUAAAUGAUCACGGUCACAUUCUUCUUGGACAUUUUUUUUUUUUUCUUGGAGGGUUUUUCCAGCUCUGAUCUGGUUUCCAUAUUUCCUCUGCAGUUCUCCCACAACGUUAUACUGCCAGUUUGCAAGUAAGAGAGAACACAAAUGAGGCCUCUUCUCAACAAAAGGGCCUCCCCUCCUUAUCCGUGGCCUGCUCUAAGGCUCUAAGCUGAAAUGGUCUGGAUGGGUUUACCGACAGUAGCAGCCAUGUGCACACUGUACCCUCACUCUAUGGGAUGUUAGUGGAGUAGAAAUCUUUUUUUUUUUUUUUUCAGACUGUGACUUUUAUCAUAGAAAAAUGGAGCUGCAAUAAUCAUCAAGUGAGUCCCGUCGUUGUGUGUGUUCAGGGUAAUAUAGCUCUCAGUUACUUGCAUCACCUGACAGAAUGUGCACAAAACAAAGUAGAUCAAGGUGAUUGUGGUUUAAAAGCUGUUUUGUGUUGAAGGGGCAUUCGUGGCACCUUUUUUUUUUUUUUUUUCUUGUGUGGCCUGUGUUUGAAACUCUUACCUGGUGCUAUAUUUUCCCUCUGUUUGUUCACACUUUGUAACAAGUUUACAUGAUGGUCUCACAUCCUGAUCUCUGACCUGUGCUUUGUUGCAAGACCAGUGUCUGAUCUGAGAGCCUGCUUUGAUUUCAUGCCGUACUGUUUGAAUAUUUACAUCCAUCACUCCAAAAAAAAAAAAGAAAUUAUUGCAUCAAAAAUUAAGAACAAAUUAUUGAAGAUUUUACAUUUUAAAACUCCCUUUUAACUUGAAAAAAAAGCACAUUGUAGCAAGUAGAGUAACAUCAGCACAUUUUCUAUUGAAAACAGAAACUGGAGGAACAGUGACACAACAAAGGGGGGGGGGGGGCAAUAGUAAAACUUUUAUCAUUGAUGGAUAACUGUAUAUGUGUAUUAAUUAAUCAAUGUUAAUUAAUUAUGACAAUCAGGAUGUUUCUGCAGUAAGACUACAGGUUGCUCUUGCAUUUCAGCGCCUGACAUGAAAAACGCUUCUAUAGCACACACACAGUGAUAUUCAACACACACACACAUAGCUGUCACACAUGACGCUGUUUGCAGAAGCAUGGAUUUUACACGUUUUUGUCUCAGCCACCAAGUGUGUGAUGAUUCGUCUUUUUAAGUCACAGCUGUCGCAUAACUGAAAAAAGAGCAUUCUGCUUCAAUUUGCCACAUCAAACAGGACACGAUUUCACUCUUUUAAGUAUCCGACGGAUGGAGUAGUUUCUAACGAGACAGCCGUUGCUUUUGAACUUAAAAGGUUAUCUGCUGGGAUGAAGCGUUCAAAGUUUUCAGCAAUUUGCAGGUCUCAUUUCGUCUUUGAACAAGAACAAAAUGCAUUUCCACAAAUGCAAAUUCCACAGCAGUGAAAUGAUCGCACUUAAACACCUCUCACACUGUUUCAACUUUCGAGUAGUGUUUGAAAUGAAAAGAAGGUUAGUCAGCACAUAUUUGGAAAUAUCAAGUACAUUUUGACCCCUGAGUGUUUCCUGUUAAAUAGGCAACUCUUUCCUCUAAUUUUGACCCCUUGAAUCUGGUUAACUGUGACAAGCACAAAGCCCCAAAUGUUUCUUCAAGGAAGAAAAGAAGAUCCCUGAUAUUUCUUACUGUGAGACAGUAUUGCUGUUGCUUCAUUUGGUUUCUUUUUCCUCCUGUUAAACAUGGAAACAGUCCUGAUUGUUAGGCCUCUAGUUGGCCUUAACAACAGCAGUUGAAGUUAAAGCACAUCAAAGGCCUGCCCGUGAUUCCCUAAGUGUACACUCUGCACAAGGAACCUUUUCUUUGAAUCUCCCUUUCCUGCGUAGUCGCCUUAAGGCUGCCCACUUGGGGAGGCGACAAGGUUGAACAGCCAGUCACAGACACAGAAGUGAUAUUCUUCUCAGACGUUCUCUAGAAUAACUGUGUGAAAUCAAUUCUUUGUGGCAUUGAGAUUAAAACAUGUGCAAAAGGAGCUCGUGUCAAAGAGUCGGCAGCUUGAGGAGAGGGGAUUAGUUUGGGGACAUGUGUUUGAAGGCUACUUUAAUAAGGCCAUUGAGGGGGCUUGUGAUAUAAAAGACCCAAAGAGAUGAGAGGAAGUGUCUGACAGUCAGAGAGCCAAUAAGCGGCUGUUCUUUCCCUAGCCCCUUUCACUUUGCUUUGUCUUUGGUCUGUGAAAUGAACACCAGUCAGUUAAGGCUAGCCUUGGAUAAGGUUUAAUGGGCCUUGAUUCAUGAACAGUGAAAGUGUUCAGUGUGUUAUUAGCACUCUUACAAUUGCACCAAGGCAGUGGUCUUUGCCUUUGAGGGAGGCCUGUUUGUCUGCAAGGACCUGCUACCAUGUUUCUCCCAGUGCCUCUAAGACUUUGUUCUUGCCAGGAAUGAUCUUCUACUACAGUGUUAGAUUAGCAGCAAUGACAGAAUAACACUUUUACCCAAAGAAGAGUCUGCGGGAAUGGGCUUCUUCCCAUUUUCUCGCAGAAAAAGAAAAGAGCACUUGAAAUGCAGAGUGUGUCAGGUUGCAGCGGUGGCAUUUCACUAAACUCUCCCUGAUUUCUAACAAUGUGCAAAAAGCUCACAGCACUGCGACUCUAAGCCUCACCGUGGGCGCUCUGUAGCUCUGCCAGGCAGGUUCAAGCCCUGGGUUUCAUAUUGAGUGAAGUCAAAUGAAAGGAAUUCACUUACUCAUGCUGUUCCACACUCAAUCCAUAACUCUCGGAGUUAAAUUCGCUGCAAUCGCGUCUGGUGAGCGUUGGGGAGGAAGUGUUCACGCUCGGCUGCUUUCCCCAAGUUAAGUCUGAGAUGAAACCUCCGAGAAAUGCGUGAUAGUGCUCCCUGGAAUAAUAUUCUCGAGACAAGUGUUAGUUGGCUGUGAUUGCAACACGGCCGGAGGCUUUGGAGGGCAUGUUGAAGACACUCGCGGUGGAUGCCCCUGGCAAUCAGUAAAACUCAUGCAAACUUGAAAUGAAAACUAGAAGAAAUAUACAUCUAUAAAUAUAUCUAAGUGAGAUGUUUGUGUAUGAUAUUAUAAUUGUGAAGAAAAGUGUGAUAUAUAUAUAGGCCUAGAUUCAAUUAUAUACUGUACAAUGUCAUCAUCUCUUCAGUUUUUAUAUAUUAGUGACCAUUUUGUACAGAUUUUUCUUUUUUAAGUCAUUGACAGAGAUAUUACAUUUCACACUGAGAUUAUUUAUUCAUACACAGAACAUUUUUAUAUUUGUUUAAAAAUAUCUGUAUAGAUAACAGUUACUCUCUGUAAAAUACACUGAUGUUCCUUUUUUUAAUUCUAGGAUUUUUCGUUAUGAACACUGAUUAAGGGUUUAUGUCAUUUUGAUUUAUGAUCAAGCUUGUCCCUGAAAACGCUUGUCCAGCUCAGUCGCACCUUCGCCUCCUUAUGUGAAGGAUCUCUUAUGAGGUGUGAGACGCUGGACCAGUGCCUGUGCUUAGGGACUUAUUUUGCUACAAGUUUUUUUUUUGUUGUUUUAAGGGGUUGUUUUCUGAACCUGUGCUCUGUUUUUUUUGUUUAGUUUGUUCUGUUUUACCCCAUCCUGUAUUUGUGAUUCAGCCGGUAUUAGUGAGGAAGGAAUGGUCCGAAACAAAGAUGUAUCAUGGGUACUACUGUGAAAGGUCAGUUUAUUGCUCAAAGGCUUUACACAGAGCCUUGCUGCUUUGACAAAAGAAAGUAUAUGGCUUUAAUGUCCCUCUGUGUCAUGUUUGCAUGUGGACCUGAGUGGUAGAAAUGUGAAUGUUGAUGCUCAGUACUCAGCAUUCAGAGACAGCAGGCUCUUAACUUUCAACAGUUGGAAGCAUAUUUUGUUUAGCUCCAGUUGUUGCACUGAGAGGCUCUAAGUAGCAUACAAAGCUAAACCACAAAAAGAUAUUCAAGCCACCAAGAUGGGUCAGUAAAGGACUUCAUGUAGAGUUGUAUGAAUUUAAAGUUUUGUCUUCUCUUUGCCAUUUUAUCUUUUUUUUUAUAUGAACCUACAUUCUAUAUAGUAUGUAUAUGAGGUUUUUACAUGAAUGUGUGGAUGUUCAAAAGUCUUGGCAUCAAAAAGUAGAAAAACAAAAUUGACUUGUAAAUAGGCCGAGUCAUUCCUAGCGAGUUCUUCAAAUUGUUAUGUCCAAAAGAAGAUGUUUUAUUAAUAAACUAUGGCAAAGGGUACAAAAGGUAUAUACAAAACAAUGCAUGAAUAGUCUCAAAGCAAUCGCACGGUGCAGUCGAAAAAAAAAUGUUGUCUACAUGUUUUUUUUCCAAGAAAAUGAGAUCGAGAGAGAAAGAGAAAAAGUGGUUUCCAAACACGGAGGAAUGAGACAGAUGUUUGGGUAUCUGUGACACAGGCAUGCUCAGUCUUACUGUGACGUUAUGUGACCAUGAGGAUGAUGAUAGUGGCCGAGAGUGUUUGAAUGUCUAGAAGGAUUCGGAAUGCUUGAACGCACCCCAACCAGAGAAGCCACCAGUGAUGGUGCACUCUUUCCACUGAGUGAUUCUCCCACUUGUAGAGUAGUGUGAUAUAAGAACAAAAAUAAUACAGAAAAUAGAUCUAUAAUAUAAUGAUAAUAUAUAAAUUUAAAAGCCUACUGACACUGGAGAUACUAAUUUAUCAGUGUGGAUGCCAUGAUAUUCUGUGAGAAAUGUGUGUUUUUCCUGUGAGAAGACAGUCGGCAGUUGACCCUGCCUUCUUUUGUACAUAAUUUGCUGUGAUUGUGUGUCCAAUAAAGUGCAGCUCUCUUGUACACUG